AUGACAGCUGCGAGCAACAAUAAAGCGCACAACUACACGCCAAGAGCCCGUGCUGGUAGCGUUGAAUUUGGGAACACGUUAGCACGUUCCAACUACGGCUCUAUUGACGUGAAGAGCUCCCUUCAGUCCAAUGGGCGAGCAAAGCAUGCGGAAGGAGUUGCUCCCACUCCAUGCACCUGGCCAAGCUUAACCUCUUUGCCAAAUGUUAAGCAUUGCCUAAAUGCAUGA
Dovyalis caffra is the source of this 228-nucleotide messenger RNA. Lineage: Eukaryota; Viridiplantae; Streptophyta; Magnoliopsida; Malpighiales; Salicaceae. The record is from the annotation of a GenBank genome assembly.